AUGUCAGAAAUUGCAGAUUAUGCUCUCUGUGAGAAGUUUGAGGCCAAUGUGUUUGCCAAGAGUCGUUGCCAGAACUGCUUUCGAGCAGUUGGCACUCAUCAGCAUGGUAACCAGGCACCAGAGGAACAAGUAGUAAACAUCUCUAGUUGUGGGAAUGGUACCAACAAAUCCCGCAAUGGUGACCAGUGGGACCCCUUGUGCAUCUUAGCGCCCCAGUGUGAACUCUAUGUUUGUGUGGGCUCUGAGGAAAGGGCUGAGAGGUGUCAAGAAAGCUUGGAAUACACCCAGCUCAGCAGCAGAGCUGAAUCUGAGGAGAAAUCAGAACAAAUCGCUACUUAUCCUGACAGUAGCUCUGGCACCAACAUUAAUGCAGACACCAAUGCCACACUCAGCAAGGACUGGGAGAUGACUAGGCUUCUUAAUAGCAUUCUGGGAUCCGACAAACAAAACACGAUGUACUAUGCAGGCAAGAAGCAAGAGGCACGAUCCGAAAAUGUGCAAGCGGAUAGACCUAGAAGGAGUGAGGCCACAACCUCCAGAUCUUGUGGGAAAACAGAGUCUCGGAGUUGUCAGAAAGCAGAACCCAAGGUCAUGAGUCAAGACCAUGGAGACAAAUGGAGAAAGCCUCAAGCAGAGAGUGGCUAUUUCUCUCUGGAGCGUCGGAAAUCUGAACCAAGCUGUAUGUCUUCAUCUCCUCGUGCUGGCCGCAGUCCUUUGCCCGUCCACGGUAAUACCUCCAGGGCUGAUGGGUACCCCGCUUCCUCCAUCAGCUCUGCAGAUUCCAACUUAAGUUGCCGCAUGAGUGGCAGAAGCGAGAGCCAACAUGGACUUAUGAGGCAGGAGUAUACAGUGCUGGCUGACCUGCCCAAGCCAAAGCGCCUCAGCCACCGGGAAGCCUUUGAAAAAGAGCGCAGCAGCUCCCGCACUCGUAGCCCUGGCCGGGCAGAGGUGGAGCGGAUCUUUGGACAUGAGCGCAGGAAGUCGGAGACUCUGGGAGCAUUCCAAGCUCUGGAGGAGGGACUCCUGGAUCGACUGGAUAGUAAGACUUUGAAACUGGCCAAGGAAGGGCGGCUAGGCAGGAGGAAAUCCAGCCCCACUUUGCACAGAGAAGUGAUGCCCGUGAAUAAGAGAGUCCCGUGGGAGCAGGAACAACCCAGCAGAAAGAGAGGAGAAUCCUUGCACACGGGGAGACCGGAACAACGUCCUGCGAGAAGCAGUGGAAGCCCAAUUGGAUCCUCACGAUCAGGGAGUCCAAUUCAGCGACUGGAGAAAGAAAACAGGAGCAAAGGGGGUUCUGUGCACUCCACAGUGCCACCUCAGCACGUGAGGGGAGAGAGGAGGAAGCAGGAGGAGCCAGUUCACCCACCGAGAGCUGGUAGAGAGAGGGCACCUCUUCAUACUGUGACUCAUGGGAAACAGGCAGAUAACAGUAGAAAGAGCUGUCUGGAGACACUACAUCAACACGCUAGUUCGGGAAAGGCCACAGAGAGCAAAUGGAAAAACUGCCUGGGUGCCUUACACACUUCUAGCCACACACAGAGCUUGGGCAAGGGUCAAGCAAGCCAACGGGGGCAACUGGAGAGGUACAAAGAGAGUGACCGCAGGGCCCGAGGCAAACCUUUGCUCCCCGUAGAUACAGCUGAGCAACCGAGGAAGGAUGUAAAGGAUAGUAGAGAAGCUGUGCGUGAUCUCAGCCCUGGGAGAGGAAUGGCAGCUCUGGGGAAAGAUGUAUCCACUCUUAGCCCUAGAAGACAGGCGGGGGGUAGCUGGGGAGUGCAAGGAGAGACCAGGCACACUCUCAGUCUAGGGAGUUCCAUGGGAACUAGCGUCAAAAGUCACAGGGAGGUUGGGCGUAGCGUAAGUCCACAGAGAUAUACAGGUGGAAGCCAAAGAGAGACUAGGCGCUCCCUCAGUCCAGAGAGAUCAAUGGAGACUAGCUUCAAAAGUCAUGGGGAGGUCAGGCGGUCUCCUAGUCCUGGGAGGCCAGUAGAGAGUAAUUGUUCAAGCCCAGUACAAUCAAGGUGCUGUGGUAUUCUUCAGCAGCACCCAGAGAACACCUGGAAAAGCCAAAAGGAGGUCCUUGCCAGGAAACCUAGGGUCAGUGCAGAUACUGACUGGUCCAGCAAAGGAGAGCAGUCAGACUCUUGGACUCCUAGAAAGGAGAAUGCCUGGGACAGUUGUAGAAAAUCUUUAUGCCCUGCAAGUCCACCUAUUGCUGAGGAGAUGAGGACUGACCAAGGAGAGCUUUCUCCCCCCGUGAAUCCAUUUUGGACGUCAGAAAAUAACCAGAAGAGCCUAGAAGGGCCCUUGUGCCAUGUGCAUCCAAUGAAACUCAUGGAAAAGGAGCAGAUAAGCAGCAGGGAACAUCUGCAUUUUGCAAAGCUCGGGCAGCAGCUGCUGGAGAUGAACGGGAAAACCCAAGCAAGUUCAGCAGGAUGGAUGGAGAACGAAUGGGUGAAUCAGGAAAGGUGUCAGAGUCCCAUGAGGCCAGAGAAGCAAGUGGAGCAUGACGGGAGCAAUGAGGAGAAGCUCUUGCACCAGCCCCAGCUGGAUGAAGGACCACUUCUGAAAACUGUUUGCUCCUCACAAGGCCACGACCCUUCUUUGGACACUAAUCAAAAACACCAGCCGGAUCUUCUCAAUUUCAAAAAGGGAUGGAUGUCCAUACUGAUUGAGCCAGGAGAGUGGAAGAAGCACUGGUUUGUGCUGACAGACUCAAGCCUGAAAUAUUACAGGGACUCCAAUGCUGAGGAGGCAGAUGAUCUGGAUGGAGAGAUUGACCUUCGCACCUGCACUGAUGUGACGGAAUAUGCAGUGCAGCGGAAUUACGGUUUCCAGAUACACACUAAAGAUGGUGUUUUCACAUUGUCUGCAAUGACCUCAGGAAUCCGGCGGAACUGGAUAGAAGCAUUGAGGAAGAGUGUGCGUCCUGCCAGUGUUCCAGAUGUCACCAAGCUAUCGGACUGCAAUAAAGAAAACUCCUUCCGCAGCUACGGAUCCCAGAAGAGCCCCUUCAGGCCAGAAGAGCAGCGGCCAAGCACAGGAUCUGAGGUUAUACCCAGGGGCACCAGCAGGAAAGCAGAUGGACAGCGCCAUACUUUUGACUAUGUUGAGCUGUCGCCCUUGCAACACGGCCCAUUAAAUCAGGGGUCCCCCCAGCGGACAAGAGGGAGCACAAGAGUCUCCGAAACCAAGCGCGAGGAGCUGGAGCGGGACCUGGCCCUCCGUUCGGAGGAAAGGCGGAAGUGGUUUGAGGCUCCAUCCAGUGGGGCUGUGCAGACAGAUGGACCAGCAGGGGGUGCCCCUCAUCAGGCGGGUGACCAGGAGCCUCCAGGCCCUCCCCUUUCAGAAGCUCAGAGGAGUCGACUGAGUGCAGAGAUUGAGAAGAAAUGGCAGGAGCUGGAGCGUCUGCCCCUCAAGGAGUCCAAGCGAAUCCCGCUGAUGGCUCUGCUGAACCAGAACAAAGGAAGCCACGAAGAUGCCAGCGAGGCACUGGAGAAAGAGGUCCAGGCCCUGAAAUCGCAGCUGGAGUCCUUGCGUGCCCAGAAUGAGGCCAAAUCUCACACAGUUGGACACAUGCCUCGAGGCUAUAUCUCUCAGGACGCCUGUGAGCGCAGUUUGGCAGAGAUGGAGGCUUCCCACCGACAGGUCAUGACUGAACUGCAACGGCACCACCAGCGGGAGAUGGAGCGGCUGCAUCAUGAGAAGGAGCGACUUCUGGCAGAGGAGGCGGCGGCCACAGCUUCAGCAAUUGAAGCGCUGAAGAAGGCACACAGAGAGGAGCUGAACAGAGAACUGGGUAGAACCCGCAGCUUCCAGAAAGGUGGCUUAGACUCAGAUGCUCUCCAGCGACAACAUCAGUCUGAUGUGGAGUCUCUAAAGCGGGAGCUGCAGGUGCUCUCAGAGCAGUAUUCCCAGAAGUGCCUGGAGAUUGGGGACCUCAUGACAAAGGCAGAAGAGCAGGAGCAAAUACUGCAGCACUGCCAACAGGAGGGCAAGGAGCUGCUGCGACACAACCAGGAGCUACAGAGGCGCUUGUCAGAGGAGAUUGGGCAAUUACGGACAUUCAUUGCAGCCCAGAACUCGCGUGAUGGUGCUUCACACAACAACGAGAGGAACUCUUGUGAGCUAGAGGUUCUGCUCCGAGUGAAGGAGAAUGAACUCCAGUACCUGAAAAAAGAGGUCCAGUGUCUUAAGGAUGAGCUUCAGAUGAUGCAAAAGGAUAAGAGGUUUGCCUCUGGAAAAUACCAGGACGUCUACGUGGAACUAAACUACAUCAAGCGGCGGUCAGAGAGAGAGAUUGAGCAGCUGAAGGAGCAUCUGCACCUGGCCAUGGCAGCCCUACAAGAGAAGGAGACGCUGCACAACAGCAUCGGUAAGUAG
This is a messenger RNA of Eublepharis macularius, 4383 nucleotides long. RefSeq names its product TRIO and F-actin binding protein (gene TRIOBP). The record is from RefSeq and is a predicted model, not a curated record. Bases 1 to 4383 code for a protein of 1460 amino acids. Gene Ontology annotation, biological process: actin filament organization; positive regulation of substrate adhesion-dependent cell spreading. Gene Ontology annotation, molecular function: actin filament binding. The transcript has 23 exons. NCBI's taxonomy places the organism in Eukaryota, Metazoa, Chordata, Lepidosauria, Squamata, Eublepharidae. Gene Ontology annotation, cellular component: actin cytoskeleton.